AUGCGCAAUCGAAAGGGACGAGAUCACGACACCAACCUCAUUGAUGGCCGUUCUACAUAUUAUCAUCCUUUGGAUAAUGAUCAUCUGAUCAUGCUGGUCUUCAGAAAAAUAUACAGCAGACAUUCAGCACAGUGGACAGGUCUCUUCAAGUUCAUCAGGCUGCUGCUGCUUUCUGUUUCAAGAAUUCCCAUCUUCAUUGUAGUUCUGUGGUCUUUCAAGCAUGAAGACUAUAGCUGGGCUGCAUUAUUGGCCGACAUUGCUGUACCCAGUCAACCAGAACUUCAACUCUGGAUAAUGGAGACUGCAAAUCAGACAGUGACUGAAUUCUCUGGUGCAGGACAAACUCUUGCACCUCUCUGCACAAGCCGCUGCUGUGGACUGCUAAACCGAACACUGGCAGUCAUGUUCAUGGUCAGUUUGGCCUUUGCCAUUGUGGUGGGAAACGUGGUGACACUGACUGUUUUCAUGCAGACCCGGCAUUCUCGAACACCACAGGGCUACCUCAAAGUGUCCCUGGCCAUUGCAGACAUGAUGGUUGGAGUCUUAGUGGUCCCGUUUUCUGUAUACACUGAAAUCUUUCUGAUGGCAAGCAGCACUCCUCCGCUGUGGUACCAGGGCAUCUCAACAGCGUCACUGGAGGAUGGAUCGGGAUCAUGGCAACCCUGUAUGCUGAUCGGUCCUGUUUUUGCCGGAUGCACUUUUGUCUCGAUUACUACGAUCUUUUUGAUGACAGUGGAGCGUAGUGUGGCAAUCCUGCGUCCGCUGCAUAAAGACACUCUUGUGACUCGGCAUCGUACCCUCUUCUUAAUCCUCUUGUCCUGGGCAGGCAGCUUCCUACUGGCCAUCUCUCCACUCAUGCUAAGCAACAGCUUCACUUUGGAGUACAACGAAUGCAGCAGAAUGUGCAACUAUGCACCCUUACUAGUAAGAAAUCAACUGCCUCCAGAUGCAAAUAUCCUUCUGUUGUUUCCAGCCUUCGACUUCAGUUUGCUCGGUGGCACGUUAGCAGUCAAUAUCCUGUCUUUCACCAGUAUUCGCCGUUACUCCCGCAAACGGAAGCUGUUGUCAGAAGGAAGUCUUGGCAUAGACGCAGGAGCCGGAGGGUGUCCCAUCAGACCCUCUUUUUCUGAUAUCAAAGCAGCUAAAACUAUUGGAAUCCUGACCUUUGCCUUCACAGCCUCAUUCUCUCCCAUUGCAGUAUUUGUGCUGGGGAACGUAGUGGGAUACACCUGGUGCAACUUCUCCUUUUUUGCAUUUUGGAUUCUGACCGGUAACAGUUGCUGCAAUGUAAUUAUUUACAGUGUUCGGGACCAUCGUUUUAGGAAAGGGCUGACUUUGCUCUUCCAGCGGAACAGAUCACAACCUCACUCUGAGAAAAGCUGA
This is a messenger RNA of Danio aesculapii, 1383 nucleotides long. Its product is annotated as trace amine-associated receptor 13c-like. Lineage: Eukaryota; Metazoa; Chordata; Actinopteri; Cypriniformes; Danionidae. Gene Ontology annotation, biological process: G protein-coupled receptor signaling pathway. Bases 1 to 1383 code for a protein of 460 amino acids. The transcript is spliced from 4 exons. The record is from RefSeq and is a predicted model, not a curated record. Gene Ontology annotation, cellular component: membrane. Gene Ontology annotation, molecular function: G protein-coupled receptor activity.